ACAGCGUCGCUUUAUCCAAAGGUCCUUGAAGGCAUCACAAUACGCCGGGCUCCAAGCAUGUUAAGAUGGCGGAGCUGCAAAUGCUGCUGGACGAGGAGAUCCCUGCGGGCAGAAAAGCUCUCCUGGACACUUUCCCCAACCUGGAGAGGGUCGCCGAGUACUGCGAGGCCAACUAUGUCCAGGCGUGGGACAAGCACGGAGCCCUGGAGGAGACCAAGAGCUACACCACGCAGUCUGUCGCCAGCGUGGCCUACCUCAUCAACACGCUGGCCAACAACAUGCUACACAUGCUCGACAUUCACACGUGUCAGCUGCGAAGCAUGGAGAACGCCGUCAACCACAUCGCGCAGACGGUGGCCAUCCACAAGGAGAAGGUGGCGAGGCGUGAGAUUGGGGUGCUGACUGCCAAUAAGAACGCAGGCCACGCCCACAAGAUUGUGGCGCCGGCCAAUCCGGAGAAGCUGCUGCGCUACAUCCGCAAGCCCGUCAACUUCGGCGCGCUGGACCACGUCGGGCACGGCGUCAAGUGCUUGUUGAGGAUGAAGGUGAACGGCCAGGAACACGCCAAGGUGGGCAGGUGCGGCCCACCCAGCCCCCCCACUGCAGGACACCGCAGCAUCUUCGGGAAGGGCUCCCCCUACAGGAGCCUGGAGCCCGUGCGGCCUCCGCUGGUCCCCAACCGCUAUUCCUGCAGCCCUGCCACCAAGAGGCGACCUCGCACGGACAGUGGCAGUAGCGGAGGGAGUCACCAGAGCAGCAGCAGCAGCAGAGAGACCAGCGGCAGCGGGACCACCGCCGUGCCCAUCGCCGUGGCAACGCCGUCCCCUCCCGCCGUCUUCCCGGUUUCUCCGAGCGCCGGACCCCAAAGCUCGUCCUCCAGCGCCCCCAACUCUUCUCCGACCUACUCUUUCUCCUCCUCGUCCUCCUCUUCCUCGUCCGUCACCCUAACGCUGCCGCCGCCUCCGCCCUUGCCGCACGCCGCCCCGUCCCCGCCAUCCGAGCCCAAUGAGAAUCCUGGCACCCCCUGCGUCCAUCCUCCACCACCUCCCCCAUCCUCCUACUUGUCCCCCGAGGAAGGUGGGGCGGUACCUCAAUUCUUCAGCAUGAAUCGCCCUCAGCCCCGCCAGCAAACACCGCAAGUGGGCGGCUCCCUGCCCUACCGCCGCCCGCCCUCUGUCACCGGGCAGCCAAUCGUCACACAGAGCCACCAGGUCAACGGCGGGCCCUGCUACAACAACCAAAGCCCGGCUUCUCCGCCGCCGUCCCUCAUCCAGUUCCCCCCUCAGCUCCCUCUCGUGGGCUUCGCGGCUCGCCUCCAAGAAUCAAACGCGCCACCGCCGCCCCUCCGGCCCACCACCGACCAGACCGCGCCCGCUGGGUUUCGGGGAGACUGCGCCCAUCUGGGCGAGGAGGACUCGUCCGUGGUGGAGUAUGACGACCCGUACGCCGAGGAAGACCCUCCCUGGGCCCCCGCAAACUACAUGGAGAAAGUGGUGGCCAUCUACGACUACACGGCCGACAAGGAGGACGAGCUGUCUUUCCAGGAGGGCGCCAUCAUCUACGUGCUGAAGAAGAAUGAGGACGGCUGGUUCGAGGGCGUCAUGAACGACACCACUGGACUCUUCCCCGGGAACUACGUGGAGGCCAUCAUGCACUACGCCGACUGACAGGUUUUGUUUUGUUUUUACCCACAAGCCCUUGCACUCAUGGUGACGCCCAAAGUCGUAUAUAAAGAAACUCUGGACAUUCGCUGUGAACUCACUGCACUGCUCUGUCAUUGGUUAAAUCGCCAUCACAUGGUUUAUGGGCACCAUGUUGUUACCCAGGGUCUCCAUUUCUCCCUCAUAGGCGUACGGUUAGCGGCGGUGGCUUUGUUCGACUUCAAACUAUCAUGUCAUUAAACCGUAGUUUUGGCAGCAUACACAGGAAGUCCGCCAACCUGUUUUCCGGGUUUAAUCACGUGACCUUCCGCAUAGCAGCUUAACCCCUACUGAACGUACUUCCAUGUUGGCUGUGAUAAUGUGUCAAUAAGGUUUAUUCAAACCAAGUAUAGCAGAGGAAAGCAGUAUAAAAAGGCAUGUAUUCAAUAUGUAAUUGCAUAUUGAGUUAUCAUUAUGCAGUAUUAAACACAAUGAAGUUCCUUGAAGUUUUUUUUUUUUUUUUUUUUAAUACUGGUAGGGAUGAGCUAACAGAGUGCAAUCAUGAGGUUUAUUCAUGCUGCUGGGUAACAACAUGGUGCCCAUGCAGAUAGCUGGCCAGAUUUCCUUUAUAUCCGACUUCUGUCACCGCCGAAUCCGAGCCUCAAGAGUGUUGUUGACGGUAUGAAGUGGACCCCGGCGGAAAAUGUCCGCUCUUGAAGUUUACAUGGUGUGUUUGCGUACAUUGCAGUAUUUACAACCCCAAUUCCAAUGAAGUUGGGACGUUGUGUUAAACAUAAAUAAAAACAGAAUACAAUGAUUUGCAAAUCACGUUCGACCUAUAUUUAAUAGAAUACACUACAAAGACAAGAUAUUUAAUGGUCAAACUGAACAACAAACUGUUUUUUUGUUUUUAGCAAAUAAUCAUUAACUUAGAAUUUUAUGGCUGCAACAUGUCCCAAAAAAGUUGGGACGGGGUCAUGUUUACCACUGUGUUACAUCACCUUUUCUUUUAAUAACAUUCAAUAAACGUUUCAAUAAUUCUUUCCCAUUCUUUCUUGACGUACAGCUUCAGCUGUUCAGCAGUCCGGGGUCUCCGUCGUCGUAUUUUACGCUUCAUAAUGCGCCACACAUUUUCAAUAGGAGACAGGUCUGGACUGCAGGCAGGCCAGUCUAGUACCAGCACUCUUUUACUACGAAGCCACGCUGUUGUAACACGUGCAGAAUGUGGUUUGGCAUUGUCUUGCUGAAAUAGGCAGGGGCGUCCAUGAAAAAGACGUUGCUUGGAUGGCAGCAUAUGUUUCUCCAAAACCUGUAUGUACCUUUCAGCGUUAAUGGUGCCUUCGCAGAUGUGUAAGCUACCCAUGCCAUUAGGACUAACGGAUGAUGAGCUCGGGCUCAGAGAAGCCGGCGGCGUUUCUGGCUGUUGUUGAUAAAUGGCUUCUGCUUUGCAUAGUAGAGUUUCAAGUUGCACUUACGGAUGUAGCACCGAACUGCAUUUACUGUAUUUUGUUAUUUUCCUCUUUGGCCCGGGGGACACGAUGUCCACAAUUUCCAAAAACAAUUUGAAAUGUGGACUCGUCGAACCACAGAACACUUUUCCACUUUGCAUCACUUUUUGAUGCAGUGCCGCCUAAGGGAUCGAAGGUCACAGGCAUUCAGUGUUGGUUUUCAGCCUUCCCGCUUACAUGCAGUGAUUUCUACAGAAUCUCUGAACCUUUUGAUGAUGAUAUGUACCGUAGAUGAUGAAAUCCCUAAAUUCCUUGCAAUUGUACGUUGAGGAACAUUGUCCUUAAACUGUUAGACUAUUUUCUCACGCACUUGUUCACAAAGAGAUGUAGCUCACCCCAUCUUUGCUUGUGAAUGACUGUGCAGGUAAGCUCCUUUUAUACCCAAUCAUGGCACCCACCUGUUCCUAAUUAGCCUGUUCACCUGUGGGAUGUUCCAAACAGGUGUUUGAUGAGCAUUCCUCAACUUUCUCAGUCUUUUUUGCCACCUGUCCCAGCUUUUUUGGAACGUGUUGCAGCCAUAAAAUUCCAAGUUAAUGACUAUUUGGGCGGCACGGUGGCCGACUGGUUAGAGCGUCAGCCUCACAGUUCUGAGGUGCGGGGUUCAAUGCCCGUCCCCGCCUGUGUGGAGUUUGCAUGUUCUCCCCGUGCCUGCGUGGGUUUUCUCCGUGCACUCCGGUUUCCUCCCACAUCCCAAAAACAUGCAUUAAUUGGAGACUCUAAAUUGCCCGUAGGCAUGACUGUGAGUGCGAAUGGUUGUUUGUUUCUAUGUGCCCUGCGAUUGGCUGGCAAGCAGUUCAGGGUGUACCACGCCUCCUGCCCGAUGACAUCUGGGAUAGGCUCCAGCAUGCCCGCGACCCUAGUGAGGAGAAGCGGCUCAGAUAAUGGAUGGAUGGAUGAUUAUUUGCUAAAAACAAUCAGGUUUAUCAGUUUGAACAUUAAAUAUCUUGUAUUUGUAGUGUAUUCUAUUAAAUAUAGGUUGAACAUGAUUUGGAAAUCAUUGUAUUCUGUUUUUAUUUACACAACACAACGUCCCAACUUCAUUGGAAUUGGGGUUGUACAUGUAAUAUUUUAUAUUCUUGUUCUGUGCUUUAUUCUCAGCUUUUGGCUGUACUGGCCCUUUAAAUGGUGGAUAAAUGCCGUGUAUGUGCGUUUGAACUGUCAUGAAUGAGGUUGUAUGCACUAAAAAGGAAAAUCAAUAAUAUGCUAACAUCAGGUCUGUUUCAAAUGUUUAAAAUAAGAUAUACACUGGACCCUCGCAAGUUGUUUUAUUUUUAUAUGUAUAUAUAAUAUGGGUGUGUGUGUGUGUAUACCAAAUGUAUUGGAACGGCAAGGUCAAUUCCUUUGUUUUUGUUGUACACUGAAGACAUUUGAGACAAAAGUUCAGAGUUCCAGCGUUCAUUUCAUGGUAUUUACAUCUAGAUGUGUCAAACAACUCAAGACAGAGCACCUUUUGUUUGAAGCCACCCACUUUUCAAGUGAGCAAAAAUAUUGGAACAGACAUUAUUGAAUGGAAUUAAAGUGAAUAACAGUGAAUAUUUGGUGGCAUAACCCUUAUUUGCAAUAACUGCAUCAAGCCAGUGACCCAUUGACUUCACCAGACUGUUGCAUUCUUCAUUUGAAGCCACCCAGGCGUCAGGGUUCCAAUCCCCGCGAAUAAGCUCGGGGUCCACUGUACUGUGAUAUUUUGUGCUAAAGCCUUGUUUUAUGUAUCUUUUGAUAAAAAUGUGUGUUUUCAUAUGUAAUGUGCGUUACAAAUCCUAAUGGAAAAACAAGAUGUCUUCAGUAUCAAGCUAGUUGUCUCAUUUGAGCUUUUUUGUCUUUGAUUUAUGGUUCAUAUUCGUUGUAAUAAAUCAGAAAUGAUCGAUCAGUUAA
This is a messenger RNA of Phyllopteryx taeniolatus (common seadragon), 5020 nucleotides long. Its product is annotated as abl interactor 2-like. NCBI's taxonomy places the organism in Eukaryota, Metazoa, Chordata, Actinopteri, Syngnathiformes, Syngnathidae. Gene Ontology annotation, cellular component: lamellipodium. The transcript has 12 exons. The record is from RefSeq and is a predicted model, not a curated record. Bases 66 to 1667 code for a protein of 533 amino acids. Gene Ontology annotation, molecular function: SH3 domain binding.